AUGGUAUUCAUAUUCGACUUUCUGCGGAAAAAGAGAGUAUCACGAAUCCUUCGCGUCAUAGUCGACGACCUUCUCUGUCCUGCUCACAGCGACGAAGCAAUUGAGCAGGCGAUACGGGGCUUCGGGGUCGAAGUUUGGGACUGGCGCAAGAUUGAUAUUUCUAUCGACACGAUCAUGGAUGUUGCAUCGGAUGUUAGGGAAUUGCAUCUGUACUCGAGCGGAAACAACAUGGUUCUGCGUGGAUGGAGCGAUCAUGGUGGCCUAGCGCAAUUGAAAAACUUGCACACCGUGUAUUUGCACCAAAAUCAGGGUCUCGAAACUGCCGAGCGAAGCAGGCGAAAUGUGAAUCAGUUUUGUAAUAGGUUAGCCGCACUACGGCCAGACAUACACGUUCAGCUGGAAAAGCAAGUUCCAAAUCAACAUACCAAACAGACAGACAAGUCCGUUGAAGGGGCCCGAGAGUGCAACGAACAUCCUCAUCGGUGGAUUACUUGUAUGGACAAAUUUGCGGACUUCAUUCAGAAUAUCCAUUCGCCAGCUGGGUCGAUGGAGGGUAUCCGGGUGGCGCUGAUCGAUGACGGGGUCGAUAUUGAGGAGAAGACGCUGCGGGGUAAAAUCGUCGGCGGUCGCAGCUUCUCUCCGAGAGAACAUGCUCAGAAUUUGCAACGAUCGUUCUAUGUGUCAGGAGGUGGGCAUGGCACAGUCAUGGCAAGUCUCGUCUGUCGAUUGUGUCCCGCUGCUAAGUUGUUCGUGGUAAAAGUGGCCGAGCAUGUCAGCAGAGACUCCGGCCGCCAUAUCUCAGCUAGCAGCGCAGCUAAGGCGGUUCGUGCAGCAAUUGAUCAGAAGGUCCAUAUCAUCACCAUGCCUUGGACAAUCGAACGCAACGAACUGAAUGCAGCCGACAUUCGUGACCUGGAGGCCGCCACUGGGGCGGCUGCCAACGCGGGCAUCAUGAUGUUCUGUGCCGCCAGUGAUCAAGGUCCAGCGAUAGAUAUUACCUUUCCUGCUGCCUGUGUGAAUACCAAGAAUAUCUUUAAGAUUGGUGCUGCAGAGGCUUCUGGCGCGGUAUGGAAGUGGGUGGGAGACGCGGCGGCAGUUGACUUCAUCUUCCCGGGCCACGAGGUGGUCAAAGAGCGACCUAACGACGCGCCGAUUGACGAAUGUCAGACCUUAACAGGAUCCUGGGUAGCAACGGCAAUUGCAUCUGGAUUUGCAGCAUUAAUUCUUCAUUGCGUGCAGCUCAGCUUCGUGCAGACACAGGCUAUCAACCAACCUGGCCAGAUGGAUCACUUCGAGGGCCUCCAACGUCAUGAGCGCAUGCGUGAGGCCUUCUUAGCAAUUGGAACAACUCAGAGUAGUGGGAAUAAGUAUAUCGAGGUGUGGAAUGUGUUUGAGAAGGCCGUGGAGAAGAGCCAGGGAAAGCCACCAGACCAAUUCCCAGCCAUUGUCAAUGAGGUUGCCAACAAGCUGAAGGCCAGGAAAAUGCUGGAGUGA
Molecule: messenger RNA, 1494 nt
Organism: Aspergillus fijiensis CBS 313.89
Lineage: Eukaryota; Fungi; Ascomycota; Eurotiomycetes; Eurotiales; Aspergillaceae
Product: S8 family peptidase
Exons: 2
Coding region: 1-1494 (497 amino acids)
Biological process (GO): proteolysis
Molecular function (GO): serine-type endopeptidase activity
Source: RefSeq, a predicted model, not a curated record